This is a messenger RNA of Trematosphaeria pertusa, 821 nucleotides long. RefSeq names its product DUF1768-domain-containing protein. NCBI's taxonomy places the organism in Eukaryota, Fungi, Ascomycota, Dothideomycetes, Pleosporales, Trematosphaeriaceae. Bases 105 to 821 code for a protein of 238 amino acids. The transcript is spliced from 3 exons. The record is from RefSeq and is a predicted model, not a curated record.
CUCAACCGCUUUCUCUGACUUCUUCCCACUAAUCUAAUCUUUCAAGAAAUCUGUGCAAAGCUCGCAAUUUCCCUUUACAUUCCUACCCGUCAACCACAGCAUUCAUGCCGCCAAAACGCACUUCUUCGAAAGGUGGCCGAGUCACUAAGCCUGCUACCCGGAACAAGAUGAAAAAGGACUCGUUUCCUGCUCUCCGCAAACCAGCUGGGAAAGCAACUUCCACAUCUACAUCCACAACCUCUCCCGCAACCGCCAACAUGCCCGCCACCACACCCCCUCCUGCCCCAAUCUCUCCCCAGCCAGAGCAAGGCCCCGUCUACUUCUGGCGCCCGCACCAAGCAAACGGCUACCUCGGCCAAUGGUACAGCAGCCCCUUCACCGUCGACGGCGACACGUACGCCACAGCCGAGAUGUGGAUGAUGGUGCAGAAAGCACGCCUGUUCAGCGACGAAGCAGUCGCGCAGAAAAUGCUAGCCACCACCGAUCCGAAACGGCACAGGGCUCUCGGGCGGGAAGCCAAGAACUUCAGCCAGAAGACUUGGGAUGAUCAUAAGCGCGGGAUUGUAGAGCAGGGCACGUAUUAUAAGUUUACGCGCUCGGAGGAGGCGGAGAAGCUGAGGGGCUUGUUGUUGGAGACGGGCGAGAGGGAGUUGGUGGAGGCGAGCCCGAUGGAUAGGAUUUGGGGCGUCGGGUUUGGGGAGAAGAAUGCGGGGGCGAAUCGGGGGAGGUGGGGGCUGAAUUUGUUGGGGAAGGCGUUGAUGGGGAUUAGGGGGCGGUUGAGGGAGGAGGAGGAGGGGAAGGGGAAGGGGAAGGAGGAGUAG